Molecule: messenger RNA, 1431 nt
Organism: Alternaria postmessia
Lineage: Eukaryota; Fungi; Ascomycota; Dothideomycetes; Pleosporales; Pleosporaceae
Exons: 2
Coding region: 1-1431 (476 amino acids)
Source: RefSeq, a predicted model, not a curated record
AUGCUUCUUCACGCCGACCCGAGCCUGGCCGAGGUCCCAGGCUUCAGAAAAGAGCAAUUGGACGCCUUGGCCCGCAGCGUCGAGCUGAGGAGGCAGCAGCUCGAGGACGACAUCAACGACUACAUAAAGGCCAAGCAGGACGAGCUGCGCAGAUAUGGCGACGAGCAAUCCGCCUCUGCAGAACAAACCAUUACCAGUAAUGCUCAAAGCAUUGCGUCACCGCUCGACCCAGAGCCCGAAGAGAGGAUCAAGCAGAAGAAGCACACCAGAGUCCACAAGCGGGAGAAGGAGCUCUAUGGCCUAGUUACGCCUGUCUUCCUUCCCUUGCUCGACGCACGCGACACGUCGCCGGAAAAGAAGAAGAAGAAGCCCAAGACUGAAGUCGCGCACGGCGCAAACACCACGCCCAAAUCAGCCCAGCCAGGAGCGUCAAGAGAUGCUGAGCAGAGCAAAGACGGCCGGAAGUCUAGCAAGGACAAUACGAACAUGGAAUGCGCUGCCCCGGAGGAGCCAGCCAAGGAGAAUCACCCAGCCGAGACAGUCAAAAAGGCCAAGCGCACCACCAUGAAGAAGUCUGCGCUGCGACACAAGGACAAGCCUCGAUCGCAGCGGAAGCGAGUCAGUCUGGUCAUUGACGGCCAAACCGUCCUGCCCGCAGAUACCGUCGAGGAACCACCCCUCACAUCGCCCAGCAGCGAAGCAACGUCCGCCUCAAACUCAACGGCAUCGCUCGACGACAUGAUAGAUCCGCGACUCACCACCCCAGAGCCACCAGUCUACCUCGAACACCGCGACGCCGUACAUCACAGCCUGCCCCUUCCCAUGACCAACGCUAUCAACUCGGCUGCAAAACCCCUGUCCGAAGCACCAAAUACCAUAUCCAUUGCCGCCGAACACUCUCCACCGCUCACCUCCCCACGCUCCCCCAGCAUACCUUUCGGCUCUGCCCAAACCGCAACGCGCACGUUUCUCGACCCGUCCCCCUCACUCCCUUUACAAGCCGUGCAUUCUAUCCCCGAAACUGCUGGUCCAGAUCCUAUCUAUUCGACCGCCGCCGCUACAAGCGCCGAACUUGAAAUCGACGACCUCGCAGACGACGACACCAACUUCGAUACCUACGUCGGCGGGUUACAUGGUAGUGGUGUAGAUGACGUGGACCAGGCGGGGAGCUAUGGCUACCCCAGUAGUCUGGGCGCCAGCUACAUGGAGAGCUAUAUGCAGAAUCGGCCAUUGAGCGUGAGGAUGCAGGCUGCGAAUAAAGCAGGGUUGGGUGAAGAAGAAAAGAGGAAGUUGCUCGAGGAGAAAGAUGAAGACGAGGCUGCAGAAGAUGACGACUUGGAUGAUGAUUUCAAGCAUAGUGGGAGUUUGAGGAACAACAAGGCGGUGGAUACGGGUGAUGAUAACUUCAUGGGAGAUAUGGAUGAUUUUUGA